Hemicordylus capensis (graceful crag lizard) is the source of this 3486-nucleotide messenger RNA. RefSeq names its product lysyl oxidase like 4 (gene LOXL4). The coding region runs from base 256 to 2490 and encodes 744 amino acids. The transcript is spliced from 15 exons. Gene Ontology annotation, biological process: peptidyl-lysine oxidation. The record is from RefSeq and is a predicted model, not a curated record. NCBI's taxonomy places the organism in Eukaryota, Metazoa, Chordata, Lepidosauria, Squamata, Cordylidae. Gene Ontology annotation, molecular function: protein-lysine 6-oxidase activity; copper ion binding. Gene Ontology annotation, cellular component: membrane.
GUCCCGAAGUGGCUCUUCUCGACUCGCCCUCGCUGCCAGGCACAGAGCCGCCCGCGGUCCCUUUCGAGCAGCAGGAUCCUGCGCCCUUGGCCCCACUCUGCCCAGACCCACAAGCGCGCUCCUGCAGCCGUCCUUCGCCCACUGCUGCCAACAGCCCCCUCCUCAUCCUGCUCCCCCUUUAGUGCUGCUGCCGCCUGGGUUGGUGACCCAUUUUCCCCUCGGCCGGCAGGUACCGCUGUCAUCCUUGGGCCAACGAUGCUGACUCUUACUUGUCUUCUCCUGGGAUGCUUGGCAGUGCCCAGCUGGGCACAGCGUGCAAAGAUUCAGCUGAGGCUGGUGGGGCCCAGGAGCCAAGCAGGCGAAGGGCGGCUGGAAGUGCUGUACAACGGGCAGUGGGGCACAGUGUGCGACGACGACUUCAGCAUCCAUGCAGCAGGGGUUGCCUGCAGGGAGCUGGGCUAUGAGGAGGCGGUGAACUGGGACCACAGUGCCAAGCACGGGCCAGGCAAUGGCCCCAUCUGGCUGGACAACCUGCGUUGCUCAGGCACAGAGAGUUCCCUGGCUGAAUGUGACUCCAAUGGCUGGGGUGUGACUGACUGCAACCACAAUGAGGACAGUAGCGUGGUGUGUUCAGGUCUGCGCCAACCGAACUCUGUGACUGCACGCCUCCAGCUCCAGGGCUCCAAAGUGGAAGAGGUGCGGAUCAAGCCGAUACUGGCCCGGGCCAAGUUAAGUUCCCCCAUCACAGAAGGUGCUGUGGAAGUGAAACUCCAAGGACGCUGGCGCCAGGUGUGUGACGCUGGCUGGACUCGCAACAACACACGAGUGCUGUGCGGGAUGCUGGGCUUCCCCCGUGAAGGACGGGUUGCCACAGGGUUCUACAGGAAGCUCUGGAACCAGAAGCUGAAGGAUCCAAGGUCCAGCUUAAAAAGCCUGAGUGAGAAGAACACCUUCUGGAUCCACCGGAUCAACUGCCUCGGCACAGAGUCCCACCUAGGUGAAUGCAAGUUGCAUGUGGCCCCACCAGCUCAGAAACAAUCUGCCUGUCCCCGUGGCAUGCAUGCCCUGGUCAGCUGUACACCAGGCCCUGAAUUCCAGCGCAGCAAAGGCAAGCUGCCUACGCAUUCCAAGCCCCAAAAGGAAGCCAAGGUGCGCCUCCGAGCAGGUGCACAGGUAGGCGAGGGGCGUGUGGAAGUGCUGCUGGAUGGCCAGUGGGGCACGGUGUGUGAUGAGGGCUGGGACCUGCCUGCUGCCAGCGUGGUGUGUCGACAGCUGGGAUACGGUACAGCACGAGAAGCUCUUCUUGGGGCCCAGCUGGGCCAAGGCCUGGGUCCCAUCCACUUGACCAGGGUGCGGUGCAGGGGCUAUGAGCGCUCGCUGGCUGAGUGCAGCUCCCAAGAGGCACGGCAGAGUGGGUGCCAGCAUGAAGCUGAUGCUGCUGUUCGCUGUAACAUACCUCAAAUAGAUGCCCAAAGCCAGGUACGUCUGGCUGGUGGACGCAGUCCAGAGGAAGGUGUGGUGGAGAUACUGAUGCCCAGGGGGAACACCUUGCGCUGGGGAGCUGUCUGUGGGGAGCACUGGGGCCUCAAGGAGGCCAUGGUCGUGUGCCGGCAACUGGGACUGGGCUUUGCCAGCCAUGCCCUCCAGGAGACGUGGUACUGGAAGGGCAACGCAAAUGCUACCGAGGUGGUGCUGAGUGGCGUGCGCUGCAAAGGCACAGAACUCUCCGUCCUGCAGUGCCAGCAUCAUGGGCCCGUGCACUGCCCAAGUGGAGGGGGCCGCUUUUCGGCAGGGGUCACCUGCACCAGCACUGCCCCAGACCUGGUGAUGAAUGCCCAAGCGGUGCAGGAGACAGCUUAUCUCGAGGACCGUCCACUGAGCCAGCUGUACUGUGCCCAUGAGGAAGGCUGCCUUUCCGCCUCUGCAGACCGCAUGGAGUGGCCCUACGGGCAUCGGCGCCUGCUGCGCUUCUCCUCCCAGAUCCACAACCUGGGCCGGGCUGACUUCCUACCCAAAACUGGCCGCCAUGCCUGGAUCUGGCACGAGUGCCACAGACACUACCACAGUAUUGAGGUUUUCACCCACUACGACUUAUUGACAGUCAAUGGCUCUAAGGUGGCUGAGGGACAUAAGGCCAGCUUCUGUUUGGAGGAUACCAACUGCCCAGAAGGGGCGCAGCGGCGGUUUGCCUGUGCUAAUUUCGGAGAGCAGGGUGUCAGUGCGGGCUGCUGGGACACCUACAGACAUGACAUUGAUUGCCAGUGGGUGGACAUCACCGACGUGCCAACGGGGAGUUACAUAUUCCAGGUGGUUGUGAAUCCCAAGCACGAGGUAGCAGAGUCCGAUUUCUCCAACAAUGUCCUUCGCUGCCAGUGUCAGUAUGAUGGACACCGCAUCUGGAUGCACGGGUGCCAUACAGGUGACGCCUAUGGUGCCAACAUAGAAUGGGAUGAGGAGGCACAGCAGCGAUUGUCCAGCAACCUUGUUUAAGGCAACGGCUUCCCGAGGAACUGGGGUUACCGAGGAUCCCUGGAGCCAGAGUUGCUCAAGGGCCAGAGGAGCCCAACAAGGGCUGUGUCAAGGUAGCAGCAGACACUGGCUGGCGGGAGAACUCUGGUCAGCUGAAAGGUUAUCGGCGUGCCUCCCUCUGCCACCAUACCACCUUCUGCCUUGGGCGGGGGGGACACCUGGCGGCAGCACCACCAUCCAGUCGCCCCCAGCCCUGUUGCCCCUUUGUCUGCUUAUCACAGCCCAGCCUGGUCUGCUUUCUGUAUUUAUUGAAGCCGGCAACUAGGACAGAUAGGGGGCUGAAAUGAGCAGUGGGGGGGGGCGUCUCCUCCCUACCCUCCAGCCAAGAAAGUAGCAUUACUAAGAAGAGAUGCUGUCCUGUGGCCUCUUUGGCAGAAGGAGCGUGUGAGCAGCACAGCACAACUACCUCAACCAGCUCCACCUUCCAGAGAAUUUUGUCUCAGGAGUCCAGCUCAUGAUUCUGGGGCCACCCCAGAGGUGCUUUCCCAUCCUGGGCGUGCCAGCUGCCUGUAGGCCAAAGAUCCACCCACCUGCCACUGGCACAGAGAUCUCUUCCUGGGUGGGCACCAAUGCCCUGCCCUGAGUCCAAGAACACCCCCCCCCCACUGUGUUUUGGACAUGGAUCCAUGGCAGAAGACAGAGAAGCCACCCCUGCCACAGGCAUAGUCCAUCCUCUCCCUGCCUCAGAGAACUUGCUCACCUGUGACCCCCAACUAUGAUCUGCCUCGGGCUUAAAUACUAAGAAGGCAGAGAACAAGGGUCUGGUACUCUCUGUGGAGUUUUUUUUGUUGUUUUUGGUGUGCAAUGAACUGUGAUGGGCGAUAACACAGAGGGUCAACCCCCCUACAAGGUAACACACUCACCUCAGGGAGGAGUCCCAUGUCCCACUCCACAAAAAGGGCUCCCUAUUUCCACAUUUCAUGGGGAUGAUUCUGCCAAUAAAGGCUUUUCCAACCA